ACAAAAUAUAUUAAAAUGGGACGAAAAGCAAAAUUUGAUGAACAAAUGCCAAGUGGUCGUGGAAAAAAAGCAAAAAAGCAAGGAGAUCAUAUUCCAAAAGGAGUAUUAGUGAAAGAAGAAAAAAAAUUAAGUCAUAGACAAAAGCAACGUGCAAAAAAAAGAUUAUUAAAGAAGUUACUUAUAAAUGGUAAUUCAAAUAAAGAUGAUCAAAUGCAGCUUGACAAUGAUAACAUAAUAGAAUUAAGAAAAACAAAGAAAAAAAAAUCUUUUAAGAAAGAACUACUUACAAAUGACAAUUCAAAUGAUGAAGAUGAUCAAUUUACAAAAAAAAAAUUACUUGAUAGUGAUAUAGAGGAUGAAUAUGAUGCUAUUGAAAAUGAUAAAGAAGAUGAUGAUAGUGAUCAAAAUGAAGAAGAAGAUAUUGAUAGUUGUAAUAAUGAUGAUAAUGAUGAUUUACUUCCUAUUGAGAAGGCAAAUAAAAAAUUAAAAAAGAAGCAAGAAAAAGAACAAAAAUUGGCAGAACAGGAAAUGUAUGAUAUGACCUUACAACAAUGUGUCUUUACUUUUCCUUCUGAAGAAGAACUUGCAGAUGUAACUAAUCUGAAAGAUGUACAACAACGUAUAAAAGAUAUUGUUAUGGUAUUAUCUGAUUUUAAAAGAUUGCGUGAUAUAAACAGAUCACGUUCUGAAUAUAUGGAUCUUCUUAGGCGAGAUUUAUGUACAUACUAUAGUUAUAACAAUUUCUUAAUGGAGAAAUUGAUGCAAAUAUUUUCAUUGGAUGAAUUAUUAGAAUUUUUGGAAGCAAGUGAAGUUCAAAGACCCAUGACGAUACGAACAAAUAUAUUGAAAACACGUCGUCGUGACUUAGCCGAAGCUUUGAUUAAUAGAGGAGUUAAUUUAGAUCCUAUUGGUAAAUGGACAAAAGUCGGAUUAGUAGUUUAUUCAUCGCAAGUUCCCAUGGGUGCGACACCAGAAUACCUAGCAGGGCAUUAUAUUCUUCAAGGUGCAUCUAGUUUUCUGCCUGUUAUGGCUUUAGAUCCUAAAGAAAAUGAAAAGAUCCUUGAUAUGUGUGCUGCACCAGGAGGAAAAUCAUCACACAUAGCAGCACUUAUGAAGAACACAGGUGUACUUUUUUCAAAUGAUGUAAACGAAGAUAGGAUAAAGGCAGUUGUUGGCAAUUUUCACAGACUUGGUAUUACAAAUUCUGUAAUUUGCACUUAUGAUGGACGAAAGUUACCAUCAGUAAUUAAAAAUUUUGAUAGAGUAUUAUUGGAUGCACCUUGUACUGGUACUGGUGUUGUUUCAAAAGAUCCAAGUGUUAAAACAAAUAAAGACGAAGUAGAUAUACAACGUUGUUGUACAUUACAAAGAGAAUUACUUUUAGCAGCUAUAGAUUGUGCUAAUGCACGUUCAGAAUCUGGUGGAAUUAUUGUUUAUUCAACAUGUUCAAUUCUUCCAGAAGAAAACGAAUGGGUUAUCGAUUAUGCACUUAAAAAACGUGAUGUUAAAUUAAUAUCAACUGGAUUAGAAUUCGGUGCUGAAGGCUUUACAAGUUAUAGACAAUUUAGAUUUCAUCCUUCAUUAAAAUUAACUAAACGAUUUUAUCCUCAUAUACAUAAUAUGGAUGGAUUUUUUGUAGCAAAAUUAAAAAAAUUCUCCAAUAUUGUUCACAAAAAUAAAAAUAAAGAAGAUGAAUUUCUUGAUUAAUAAUAAUAGAUUAAAAUAAUUAUUUUUAUAAUAAUUGUAAUAAAAGAUUGUUUGUUUAAACAAUAUAAUAUAUAAUAUAUAAUUGAAAAUAUAUAAUUUAUAUAUAAAGUCGAUGUAUUUUACAUUAAAAUUUAUAUAUAAAUUAUUUCUAUGGUUAAAUUAUAUCUUUUAGAUUAUAUUGUUUAUACAUUGUUAUACAUACAUUUAUAGAUUCAUUAAAAAAAUAAAUAUU
This is a messenger RNA of Apis florea (little honeybee), 1939 nucleotides long. RefSeq lists its product as uncharacterized. NCBI's taxonomy places the organism in Eukaryota, Metazoa, Arthropoda, Insecta, Hymenoptera, Apidae. Gene Ontology annotation, biological process: rRNA base methylation; maturation of LSU-rRNA. The record is from RefSeq and is a predicted model, not a curated record. Gene Ontology annotation, molecular function: rRNA (cytosine-C5-)-methyltransferase activity; RNA binding. Gene Ontology annotation, cellular component: nucleolus.